CUUUACUUUACUUUACUUACAUAUUAUAAAAUGGCAAGACAUCAUCCUGAUCUCAUUUUUUGUCGAAAACAACCUGGCAUUGCCAUUGGACGGCUUUGUGAGAAAUGUGAUGGAAGAUGUGUCAUUUGUGAUAGUUAUGUACGCCCUGCAACAUUGGUACGGAUAUGUGAUGAAUGUAACUUUGGGUCAUUCCAAGGUAGAUGCGUUGUCUGUGGUGGUCCUGGCGUGUCUGAUGCGUAUUAUUGCGUUAGUUGUACCCGAUUAGAGAAAGAUCGUGAAGGAUGUCCAAAGAUUAUUAACUUGGGAUCUUCAAAAACAGAUCUAUUUUACGAGCGGAAAAAAUUUGGGUUCAAGAAAGGAUAGCAUCAAACAAAUUUUGCAUAUAUAUGUAAAUCAACUUCUCUUCAUUUCUUCAUUCGUCGGUUUCUUCCUCCCCUUCUUGUAUCAUAGAAAUAUAUGUAGCCUAUUCUUGUCGUUUUUUUUUCUUCACCUUUACCCACUAUCUUUUUAUAUUUUACAUCAUUUUAUUGUUCUCAGUCUUUUUAUAUAGUAUUCAAUAAAUACACUCCACUGGAGUAUUAGAAAUCAAA
Molecule: messenger RNA, 590 nt
Organism: Halteromyces radiatus
Lineage: Eukaryota; Fungi; Mucoromycota; Mucoromycetes; Mucorales; Cunninghamellaceae
Product: PHD finger-like domain-containing protein 5A
Exons: 4
Coding region: 31-363 (110 amino acids)
Biological process (GO): mRNA splicing, via spliceosome
Cellular component (GO): U2 snRNP; U12-type spliceosomal complex; precatalytic spliceosome
Source: RefSeq, a predicted model, not a curated record